Sphenostylis stenocarpa is the source of this 762-nucleotide messenger RNA. Lineage: Eukaryota; Viridiplantae; Streptophyta; Magnoliopsida; Fabales; Fabaceae. The record is from the annotation of a GenBank genome assembly.
AUGACCAAUACAUUGAUAUUUGUUUUGUGUUUGGUGACCAUCGGUGUUAACUCUGCAGUUCAUGGUAUUCAAAUUACAUUGGAAGAAGAUUUGGAACUGGAAAGGCAACUAAAGAUCAUUAACAAGCCUCCAAUCAAAGUUAUUCAUACAGAGUAUGGAUACAUUGUUGAUUGCAUUGAUAUUAAGAAGCAACCAGCUUUUGAUCAUCCUUUAUUGAAAAAUCAUACCUUGCAGACAAAACCUAGUUUUCACGUCCCAAUUGAAAAAACACAUGUCAGACCAAUUUUUGGACUUGAGGACGACGAGUGUCCGACAGGGACGGUUCCUAUCAGGAGAACAACAAAAGCAGAUCUUAUACGAGAAAAAGCAUUAAGCUAUAGUAUUAUGGCGGAAGGUAUUCCUGGUGUUCACAUGGAGGUGAGAGGACAGACUGCUAUUGGGUAUUUUCCGGCAGCACUGUUCUCGAAUAUGGGUUCAGCAGAUAGAGUGGGAUGGGGUGGGAGAACAUUAACUCCUCAAGGUUUUCGUAGUCCUCCAAUGGGAUCUGGACAUUUUCCUGAUAUGAGUUUUAACCAUGCAAGCUUUUUUAGGGAGAUCUCUUAUCAAGAUGCAUCAAGAACAAGUCAUGGACCUGAAUCAAAUCAAUUAGAGUACAUCGUUGACGCACCUAUAUGUUUUAGACUUAGCUACUACGGUCAUCUCCCAGGAAAUGUUGCAUAUUCUCUUGAAUUUGGAGGGCCUGGUGGUAUUUGUGGCAAUUGA